Carassius gibelio (silver crucian carp) is the source of this 2018-nucleotide messenger RNA. Its product is annotated as serine/threonine-protein kinase DCLK2-like. NCBI's taxonomy places the organism in Eukaryota, Metazoa, Chordata, Actinopteri, Cypriniformes, Cyprinidae. The record is from RefSeq and is a predicted model, not a curated record. Gene Ontology annotation, cellular component: axoneme. Gene Ontology annotation, biological process: retina development in camera-type eye; intracellular signal transduction; protein phosphorylation. The transcript is spliced from 10 exons. The annotation marks the transcript as partial. Gene Ontology annotation, molecular function: protein kinase activity; ATP binding.
CAGCGCGCUCGCGUUUGAAGUCGUGCUGCCCGGUUACAGCGCGGAGCGCGCAUCAACCCCGCACGCGCCGCGCUGGUUUAAGGGCGGAUCGGGAUUUUUUUGUUUAACGCGGCUUUUCUGGAAUUCCGCGUCUGACCGGGAUUCUCCCGCUCAUCCUGGUUUUCUGCAACAGCUGGCCAGACGCGGUCAUUUACCGGGAUCAUUCCGUUCGUUUCGCGGCAUAAACGCCGGGCGCUUUUGUGUUGAUGCAAAUGAUGCCUCCGGUAAACGCGCGGCGGGGAGAGCGGCGCGUCCGUCGCUCGCGCUGAUGACAAAAGCGGACUCCGGCGAUCAGAGCGCGCGAUAGAAACAGAAAGAAGGAACGUUCACCGGGAAGGACAAUGUCUCUCAGCAGAAGCAUCGAGCUCGAGCACUUUGACGAGCGGGACAAGGCGCGCCGCUCCAAACGCGCCGCUGCCGGGGGGUCGGGCUCGCGCGCGAGCAGUCUGGUCCCGAGCCCCGCGCACAGCGCCAACUGCAGCAUCUACCGCACGCGCACGCUGCAGGCGCUCAGCUCCGAGAAGCGCGCCAAGAAGGUCCGCUUCUACCGGAACGGAGACCGCUACUUCAAGGGUCUGGUGUACGCGGUGUCCGGAGACCGCUUCCGGUCCCUGGACGCGCUGCUGGCCGAGCUGACGCGCGCGCUCGCCGACAACCUGCACCUGCCGCAAGGUGUGCGCAACAUCUACAGCGCGGACGGCGCGAGGAGGAUCACGAGCCUCGAGGAUCUCGAGGAAGGCGAGAGUUAUGUCUGCGCCUCAAACGAGCCCUACAGGAAGGUGGACUACACCAAGAACAGCAACCCUAACUGGGGCUCACGGCUGGCGGGGGCGGGGCCCGGCGCGGGGGCGGGGCCUGGGGGCGGAGCUGGACGCACAGGGGGCGGAGCCGAGCGUCCGGGGCCUCAGCGCACACCUGGAGAGUCGAGGGAGGCCAAAGACUUCAUCAAACCCAAACUGGUGACGGUGAUCCGGAGCGGGGUGAAGCCCAGGAAGGCCGUGAGGAUCCUGCUGAAUAAGAAGACAGCACACUCGUUCGAUCAGGUGCUCGCAGACAUCACCGAAGCCAUCAAACUGGACUCCGGCGUCGUGAAGAGACUCUACACGCUGGACGGGAAACAGUUGACAAGUCUGCAGGAUUUCUUCGGUGAUGAUGAUGUUUUCAUUGCGUGUGGAUUGGAGAAGUUUCGUUACGCUCAGGAUGACGCUGCUAUCGGACACGCGGGGAAGGGUGCCGCGGCUGCGUUUGUCAAUGAGUGUAAGAAAUCACGGCCGUCUGUCCCACCCAAGAUGACCAAGAGCUCCGGAGUCCCGCGCUCAAAAUCACCUGUAUCAGCCAAUGAGGCUCCGAGGAGCGACUCUCCACCGAUGAGGUCAUCGCAGUCGCCCUGCAGCCCUGCAACUCAAUGCAGCCGGAAGACGUCCGAUCAUGAAGCGUCUUCAUCCCCGACCAGAGACCUCCACGAUGAGGAGGUCCUCAGUCCAGAGGUGAAUGGAAAUGAAGUUCAUUCGUCUGUCAUCACUGAGAAGUAUAAAGUGGGGAAGGUGAUCGGCGAUGGAAACUUCGCUGUGGUCCGAGAGUGUGUGGACAGGUCUACAGGACAGGAAUAUGCGCUGAAGAUCAUUGACAAGGCCAAGUGCAGCGGAAAGGAGCACCUGAUAGCCAAUGAGGUGGGGAUAUUGCGCAGGGUUCAUCACCCCAGCAUCAUCAUGCUAAUAGAGGAGCUGGACACGCCCACUGAACUGUACCUGGUGAUGGAGCUGGUGAAGGGCGGUGAUCUCUUUGAUGCCAUCACUUCCUCCACGAAGUACACAGAGCGAGACGCCAGUGCCAUGCUGUUCAACCUGACCGGAGCACUGCGAUACCUGCACAGAAUGAACAUCGUACACCGAGACAUCAAACCAGAGAACCUGCUGGUACACACACAUUUUCUCUUGCACUCACUCACUCACCUCACACACACUCACUCACUCACUCAC